Artibeus jamaicensis (Jamaican fruit-eating bat) is the source of this 789-nucleotide messenger RNA. It is a transcript of the gene GTSF1, whose product is annotated as gametocyte specific factor 1. The coding region runs from base 185 to 688 and encodes 167 amino acids. The record is from RefSeq and is a predicted model, not a curated record. NCBI's taxonomy places the organism in Eukaryota, Metazoa, Chordata, Mammalia, Chiroptera, Phyllostomidae. The transcript is spliced from 9 exons.
GUAGGCUGGAGGCGCCGCAGUGGAGAGCGCGUUUUGACUCACAAAGGAAAGACUCCGUGGUUCUGGCUUGCGGCAUCCAAACAACCCACCUUUAGGGUGCUGGGGCACCUUCACCAACUAUUAUCCUCCCUUUCAAGCCCACAGCCUUCUGCCAGCACUUGGAUUCAGCUCCUUCAUUACCAACAUGGAAGAAACUUACAUCGAUUCCCUGGAUCCUGAAAAGCUAUUACAAUGUCCCUAUGACAAAAACCACCAGAUCAGGGCCUGCAGGUUUCCUUAUCAUCUUAUCAAGUGCAAAAAGAAUCAUCCUGAUGUCGCAAACAAAUUGGCUACUUGUCCCUUCAAUGCUCGCCAUCAAGUUCCUCGGACUGAAAUCAGUCAUCAUAUCUCAAGCUGUGAUGACAAAAGUUGUAUAGAGCAAGAUGUUGUCAACCAAACCAGAAACCUUGGACAAGAGACUCUGGCUCAGAGCACCUGGCAGUGCCCUCCUUGUGAUGAAGAUUGGGAUAAAGAUUUGUGGGAACAGACCAGCACCCCAUUUGUUUGGGGCACAGCCAACUACUGUGGCAAGAACAGCCCUGCAAGUAACCUAGUUAUGGAACAUAAGAGUAACCUAGCUUCAGGCAUGCGCGUUCCCAAGUCUCUGCCGUAUGUUCUGCCAUGGAAAAACAAUGGAAAUGCACAGUAACUGAGUAUCUCAUCAAGUGCCUGAACUCAGAAGACUCUUGCUUCUUCCUGCUACCAGUGGGUUCUUCAUUUUUCUCCUAGUCUAAUUAUAGAAAAAUAAAG